Messenger RNA from Ricinus communis (castor bean), 2561 nucleotides. RefSeq names its product acetyl-coenzyme A carboxylase carboxyl transferase subunit alpha, chloroplastic. Gene Ontology annotation, cellular component: acetyl-CoA carboxylase complex. Gene Ontology annotation, molecular function: carboxyl- or carbamoyltransferase activity; acetyl-CoA carboxylase activity. Lineage: Eukaryota; Viridiplantae; Streptophyta; Magnoliopsida; Malpighiales; Euphorbiaceae. The record is from RefSeq and is a predicted model, not a curated record. The transcript has 10 exons. Gene Ontology annotation, biological process: fatty acid biosynthetic process. The coding region runs from base 206 to 2374 and encodes 722 amino acids.
CUUCUAGAUUAGAUCGUGCAGUGUGUCAAUCCAAAACUGCAAAAUAAGCACGUAGAUAUCACUCUCCUAUAACUGAGCUGCUUUACCAAGAUAUCUGGACCGUUAGUUCUUCCCGCAGCAGCACAUCCUUUCCAUUUACUUUUUUACACAUCCAAGAGCACAGGUGGUUGAGUUUUGGUGAUUAUCUAACCUGAGAAUUGUUGAAAUGACUAGCUUAUCACUAGUAGCUGCAUAUUGUGGAAGAGAAGAUGGGAUUUUAGUUGAAUUUGGUUCAAAUAAAGAAAUUUUAGCUUCUGGUUUGCUUAGAAGUAGUUUAAGAAGGGUAAAUGGUUACAAAAGGACGGGAAUUGGGAGGGGAUUACGUGUGAUUGCAAAAGUAAAGAAAUGGAAGAAGCACGAUUAUCCUUGGCCAGAUGAUAUUGAUCCUAAUAUUGACACUGGACAUUUGUCUUACCUUUCCCAUUUCAAACCCCUUGCUGAGAAACCAAAACCAGUUACCCUUCCUUUUGAGAAGCCAUUGAUGGAUCUGGAGAAGAGAAUUAUUGAGGUACGUAGAAUGGCUGAUGAGACUGGCCUAGAUUUUAGUGAUCAAAUUGGGGCUCUAGAAAGCAAGUAUCAACAGGCUCUGAAAGAUUUGUAUACACAUUUGACACCCAUUCAACGCCUAACUAUUGCUAGACAUCCCAACCGACCAACAGUCCUUGAUCAUAUAUUCAAUAUCACAGAGAAGUGGGUGGAACUUCAUGGAGACCGCGCAGGUUAUGAUGAUCCAGCUAUUGUGACCGGUAUCGGAACUAUAGAUGGUAAAAGCUAUAUGUUCAUAGGUCACCAGAAAGGUCGGAACACCAAGGAAAAUAUUGCUCGUAACUUUGCAAUGCCAACUCCUCAUGGCUACCGGAAGGCCUUACGAAUGAUGAAAUAUGCUGAUCAUCAUGGCUUUCCCAUUAUUACCUUUGUUGAUACUCCUGGGGCCUUUGCUGAUCUGAAAUCGGAGGAACUUGGUCAGGGUGAAGCAAUAGCCCAUAAUCUGAGGACAAUGUUUGGCCUGAAAGUGCCCAUUAUUACAGUUGUAACUGGAGAAGGCGGUUCAGGUGGAGCUCUUGCUAUUGCUUGUGCCAAUAAACUUUUUAUGCUGGAAAAUUCUGCUUUCUAUGUUGCAAGCCCUGAAGCAUGUGCUGCAAUACUGUGGAAGUCUUCCCAAGCCGCUCCAAAGGCAGCUGAGAAACUAAGGAUAACAGCUCAAGAGCAUUACAGACUCAAAAUUGCAGAUGGCAUCAUUGCUGAGCCCCUUGGGGGUGCACAUGCAGAUCCUUCAUGGACUUCCCAGCAAAUUAAGAUUACAAUUAUCGAAACCAUGAAAGAACUAGGAAAUAUGGAUAAGGAGGAGUUGCUCCAUCACCGGAUGCUCAAGUUUAGGUAUAUCGGAGGCUUCCAAGAAGGCGUUCCAGUGGAGCCAGAGAGGAAACGCAACAUGAAACCAUCCGACGGCAGCAAACCAAAGACAGCUGAUAUAGAGGUGGAGCUUGAAAAUUUAAAAAGGCAGAUUUUAGAAUCCAAAAGACCAGUUAAUACAAUUUCAAGUGAAGCAAUUGAGAAGCUCAAGCAAGAUGUAGACCAAGAGAUAACCAAUGCAUUCAUUUCAAUGGGAUUACAGGAAAAGCUUGAAUUAGUCAAGUUGGAGUUAUCUAAAGCCCCAAAUCGUCCACCAAACCAGCCCCUCAACCGUAACUUGAAGGAGAAGGUAGACAAAAUUAUGGAAGAUUUUAAGCUUAAUUUGUCAAGACCAGGAGCUUACCUUGCGCUAAAGCAUAAGCUCCAAAAAUUAAACGCUGUGCAUAGGCUCAUGGAGCUUAAAGACAGGAGUGAGAAACUAAAAGCAGAGAUUAACCAAAAAGUUCCAGAGGAGGUAAAAGCAAAAAUGAAAAUUAUAAGGGACACUGAAGAAAAGUUGUCCAAGGGGGAUGUACUAAAUAAGGAUUUAGUGGAGGAAGUAGAAAGAGCUAACAAGGAGCUGCUGAAGGUUCUAGAGUCAUCUGGCUUGCAGGUUAUUGGGGUCACCAAGAGAAAUAUAGCAACACCACCUCCUGCUCUGCGACAGAAAAUAGAGAGCAUUAACAAAGAUAUCUCACAGGAGAUUGAAAGAGUAAUAGAUGUAGCAGGUCUUAACGGCAAAGUUGAGGAGUUGAAAUCAGAGAUAACAAAAGGAUCAAGUUCAGAAAAAGUAGAGAAAUUGGAAUCUGAGAUCAAGGAAAAGAUUCUUUCUGCUCUAGAUGCCAUGGCAUUGAAGGAGAAGUUUGAGAAUAUAAGAGAGGAGUUGGUGUCCGCCUUAGAAACAACCGAAGAUAAGGUUGGUACUGAAAACGGUAGAUUGUGACAUGUAAUUUAUUCCUUUACAGGGUAUAUAGAAAGGUCUCUCUCUUUUCUCUUUUUUCUCUUUAAGAAAGCGAGCUAUUGUAAGUUAUGAUUGCAUGUUCUUAGACAUGAUGGUCAGUAUUCUAGUAUUCUUUUGUAACUGUGAUUGUUUAUGGCAACUGAUUCCAGGGUGUUUAAAAUCAGCCUCA